AUGAGAAGACCAUCUCAAGCUGUUACUGAUUCAGGCGCUCGAACACAUGACAAUAUAGUGAGAGCACAGCCUUAUAAUGCAGCACCAAUUGGUUACUGUGCUUUUGCCUUAACAUUAUUUGUUUAUUCAAUGAUCAUGGCUGGUGCAACUGUUCCUAUCUCAACUUCACCUGCUAUAGGAAUGGGUCUUGCACUUUUCUAUGGUGGUUUGAUUCAAUUUCUUGCUGGUUUAUUUGAAUUACGUAUAGGAAAUGAUUUUAAGGCACUUUUGUUUUGUUCUUAUUCUGGUUAUUGGUUUGGACUUGGUGCACUUUAUGCUAGUACAUUUAGCUUUGCUAGUGGCAUAGAUACAAGUGUAAUAUAUCAAUCAUUAGGUGUUUAUUAUCUUGGAUGGACAAUAUUUACAUUAUGUAUGUUAAUUGCAUGUAUUCGAUCAAAUGCACUUUUGGUAGUAUUUUUCUUCUUUUUACUAUUAACUUAUAUAUUAUUUACAGCAAGUUAUUAUUGUUCAUGGGAUCAAAAUUUAUCACGUGCAGGAGGAGCUAUUGGAAUAUUUACAUCAGUAAUUCUUUGGUAUAUAGGAUUUGCAAGUUUCAUGGUAAAAGGUGAUAAUUCAUAUUUCACUUUACCAAUGGUUGAUUUACCAACAAAGCCAAGACCAGGUGCAAAUCAAGCAGGGCCAGUUGAACGUGCACAACCAAGAGCAUAA
Molecule: messenger RNA, 708 nt
Organism: Rotaria sp. Silwood1
Lineage: Eukaryota; Metazoa; Rotifera; Eurotatoria; Philodinida; Philodinidae
Source: the annotation of a GenBank genome assembly